Parastagonospora nodorum SN15 is the source of this 1116-nucleotide messenger RNA. RefSeq lists its product as hypothetical. The coding region runs from base 1 to 1116 and encodes 371 amino acids. Gene Ontology annotation, molecular function: protein binding. The record is from RefSeq and is a predicted model, not a curated record. Gene Ontology annotation, cellular component: cytoplasm. Gene Ontology annotation, biological process: innate immune response. Lineage: Eukaryota; Fungi; Ascomycota; Dothideomycetes; Pleosporales; Phaeosphaeriaceae. The transcript has a single exon.
AUGUGCGUUUACGAAACAUUUCAAUCAGCUUUGAAGUACGGAUCGGAUAUCGACUGUGUGGAUGAAGAAAGCAGCACACCACUACACUUAGCAGCUUUACUCGGCUAUACAUCAAUGGCCGACAGACUUGUCGCCAGAGGUGCCAGCAUAUCGCCUUUGGACGACUAUUUCCGCACCCCGUUACACGUGGCAAUUUGGAACGAACACUCUGAGAUAGUUCAGCUGCUACUUCGCCACGGAGCCGAUGUGGGCAAGCCGAACGAUGAUGAUCAUGUAGAGGCGUGCCUGAUCGCCGCAGCACGCUUUAGCCAGGUCGACAUAAUUCAACUGCUCUUGGACCAUGGCGCAGAUGUGGGCGCUACUUCGGAGAACCAAGAGUCAGCCUUAGGCGUCGCUUGUGAUCGCGGCCACCUUGAAGCAACCAGACUGCUUUUACGGUAUGGCGUGAAUCCGGCCAGAUGCGACCGAGAUCGCAACAGCCCCUUGUAUGUGGCUUCGGCUAAGGGGCACCUAGACAUUGUCAAGGUCUUACUCGAAGUUACACCAGAUACCAGUCUGGACGGGCGAAAUGACGACGGAUGGACACCGUUACAUGCGGCGGCGCGAGGAGGUCAUCUCAAAGUUGUCGAAAUGCUUGUGGAGCGAGGCGCCGAUUUACGGGCUCUUCACAGCUAUAGAGGGUCACCUCUAUUCUGCGGAGUCACAAGCAAACAAGCCGCUGUAUGCAAGUACCUGAUUGAGAAAGGCGCGGACGUCUGUCAAGGAGAUGAUCGUGGUCAUACCCCCUUGACUCAAGCAGUUACAAAAAACGACAUCGAAAUCACAAGGCUCCUACUCAACCACGGUGCAGAUGUAGCGGGCACUAUAAGACCUUUCAGGGAGACAUGCUUACAUCUCGCGUGCCGUGGGGGUAAGGUCAGGCUCGAAAUGGUCAAACUGCUAGUUCAGCAUGGAGCGAAUGUGACGACGAGGAACAGAGCUGGAGAGACUCCGAUGGAUCUAGCGAUUUCCAGGGGUCACGAUGAUAUAGUCAGGUUCUUGUAUGAGUUGGGAUGUGUUCCAACACCUCAAAAUGGUCGUGGCCGACAAUCAGUAACGAACUCCGUUAGUGUUUGA